CCAUCCAGUCUGCCAAUGUUUAUUUUGGGUGCGAAUAGACCAGGUGCAGUCUCGUCUCUCCGUCAGAGUUGGGCCUGAUCUCGCACUCCCCGUCUCACGCCCCCUUACGUUGGGACAAUAUUCAAGAGCCAUUGAAUCGAUUGAAUCCCGGUUCCAACCAUUCACCAUGUCCCUACCCCGCCCCAAAUCGCGUAGCAAUAGCGCCGCCCCUUCUCCGUCCUUGUCCCGUAAGGCGGGCACUCGAUCGCCGGCCACACCCAAGGAUUACCCGGAGGAGACAUUCUGGACGAAAGUGGGCACCCUUGGCCGGAAAAAGAAGACGGAUGAAGUUCAGGAGGUGGAGAAUGAAGGCAAGCACGCCAUCGACUCGCCCGGCAUGCCCAAAUCAGCCGAGAUGCCGCCCGAGGAGUAUCAAUUGGAAGAGAACGAGGAGCGAUCCAUGAUUGAGCCCAAGUCCUUUGAGAAUCCCAAGUUCAAGGAGCUCAUCAAGGUCCUCAUCGAUUGGGUCAACGACGAGCUGCAUCAUUAUCGAAUCAUUGUGCAAGACAUCGAAGAGGAUCUCUAUGAUGGCCAGAUUCUGCAAAAGCUGAUGGAGAAACUAACUGGUCAACAACUGCAAGUUCCGGAAGUGACGCAAACCGAGGACGGACAACGAAAUAAGUUGCGAAUCGUGCUGGGAUUCGCCAAUCAUGUUCUGGGGCUUCAACGAGGACAAGCCAAAUGGAGCGUCGAUAGUGUGCACACCAAGAACAUUGUGUCAAUUCUUCAUUUGUUGGUUGCCUUGGCUCGUCACUUCCGAGCUCCCAUUCGUCUUCCGGAGCACGUGACGGUGGAUGUGGUGAUUGUUACCAAGAGAGAUGGCAUUCUCCUGCAUCGGGUGAUCAUGGAGGAGCUCACCUCGGCUUAUGAUGAUUUGGGGUUGAAGCAGGAACGUGAUGCUUUUGACACCCUCUUCGAUCACGCCCCGGACAAGCUUCAAGUGGUCAAGAAGUCUUUGGUGACCUUUGUGAACAAGCAUCUGAACAAGAUCAACCUGGAUGUAUAUGAUUUGGACGCUCAAUUCUCGGAUGGCGUGUUCCUAUGUCUUCUCAUGGGGCUUUUGGAAGGAUACUUUGUUCCACUCUAUGACUUCCAUCUUACUCCCCAGUCCUUUGAAGAAAAAGUCACCAAUGUGGGCCUAGCCUUCGAGUUGAUGCAAGAUGGUGGGCUGCCCAAGCCCAAGGCCAGACCUGAGGACAUUGUCAAUUUGGAUCUCAAGUCCACUCUGAGAGUGCUUUACAAUCUUUUCACCAAGUACAAGCACCUCAGCUAAUCUACUGGGACACACGGAAUCGAAGCCAGUUUAGACGAUUCUUCCUCGCCUUUUAAGACAAUUACCGCGACUCCUUCUAUUACUACUUCUACUACUACUACCAUCCCUACUGCUGGCCUUACCCAGGGACCCAAAGUCUUAAAUAACAUUAUUAUUAUUAUUAUUACUCUUAGGUUUAUUAACCCACCCAUUGACCCCCGGGGACUCAAACCAUUUGCGUGCCUUAUGUUUGACAUUGCAUGGAAACGAAACUCUGAUAAUAUAUGACUCGUUUAAGCUCUCAAAACAAAUGACCUCCCAACAGUUCAGAGGUUGAGUGAGCCAGGCCCGUUCCUCGCUCUUUUCAAACGAGUCAAAUGGUGCUGUUAAAGAUCUAUGCUUUGGCCAUGGAUCGAAGAGUUAUUGUUUUUAUACAUGUAACAGAAUCUUCCUAAUGUACUACUAGUCCGUAAAUAAACGUACAUCUAACCACAA
Molecule: messenger RNA, 1786 nt
Organism: Tigriopus californicus
Lineage: Eukaryota; Metazoa; Arthropoda; Copepoda; Harpacticoida; Harpacticidae
Gene: parvin
Product: beta-parvin-like
Exons: 7
Coding region: 167-1312 (381 amino acids)
Biological process (GO): substrate adhesion-dependent cell spreading; cell projection assembly; actin cytoskeleton organization
Cellular component (GO): focal adhesion; actin cytoskeleton; cytoplasm
Molecular function (GO): actin binding
Source: RefSeq, a predicted model, not a curated record